GUCCUUGGCUGUUUCGUUGACUGACUUCGAAGACAAGAUGAACCUGGAGAUGGAACGGAAUGCGAUAUUGGAGGUUGAACUGGGUGAAAAGGAUCGAUUAUCAGAAAUGGUCCAGCGGCUGAAGGACGAAGUCAGAGACUUGAGAUCCGAGCUGCAAGUGAAGGCGACCGGGAACGAAACGGAACGAAAGCCGCCGUUUUCGCCGACCGGGGUGCGAUGCGUGUGCGGCGCCAUGCAGCCGACGACCGCCACGCAAGAGACCAAGUUGCCGAAGCCGCUCCUGAGUCAAGACAUUGCGCGGAUGAACGGGAAGCUGCCGGAACCGGACACCGCACCCACGAAAGGCACUCACAUGCUCUCUUACUUAAUUUCAGUCUAACUAUUUUGUUUCUUCUUUUUUUUUGCAUUAUCCCGAGGGUUUUCUUUCUUCUUGCGCGUUUGUGAUCUCAAAAACUCUUCUGUGUCCUUUUUUUUUUUCUUCUUUUGUCCUGUGUUUUCAUUUAUCCC
This is a messenger RNA of Notodromas monacha, 507 nucleotides long. The record is from the annotation of a GenBank genome assembly. NCBI's taxonomy places the organism in Eukaryota, Metazoa, Arthropoda, Ostracoda, Podocopida, Cyprididae.